ACUUAAAAAUAAAAUUUUAAAAGAAAAUUUUAAUAACAAUUAAAAAAGACAAUUUUAUAAAUAGCAAUGAAUAUAUUUUCAUUUUUCAUAAAUAAUGUUUGAUAAAAUUGAUUCGACAAGUAUCGCGAACGAUUCUUUUGCAAUUUGUAAACAAUGAAUGAAUAGGAACGAAACGAGGCAUUUGAAUCGGUUGAAUGUGUAGAAGACACGACCGAGUUUUGUCUCUGACGAGAUGAUCGCAACAGCAGCCAGCGUGGUGAAUGCUUGCCAGACACAGACAGGAGUGGCAACAGUGGAUAUAGAGGCAGUAAGGAAUGGUCAAUGGCCCGAAACACGUCAAUUAAAGUGUUACAUGUAUUGUUUAUGGGAACAAUUCGGAUUGGUGGAUGACAAGAGAGAACUCAGUUUGAACGGCAUGCUCACAUUUUUCCAAAGAAUACCAGCAUACAGGGCUGAAGUUCAAAAAGCGAUCAGCGAGUGCAAGGGGAUCGGUAAAUAUUUGGCAAAGGGCGACAAUUGCGAAUACGCGUACAGAUUUAACAAAUGUUACGCGGAAUUGUCUCCACGGACGUAUUAUCUAUUUUAAUCGAGUUUCAUCUGAGCCAAAAAAAAAAACAAGAUCAAAGGAAAAUGAUGACUGUAGGACGAAUCGAAACUCGGGUAGAAUCUUGAUUCGUUUUAUCAUAAAACGGAAUCAUACACCGUUUGAAUGUAGACGACGACUCUCUGUACGGGAAAGAAGUUAAUAAAAAAAAGAAAAAGAAAAAAAAAGGAAAAAAAAAAAAAUUCGAGACAUCUAUGUUAUUUGUCUUACUGUUUCCUAUAUCAACAUUUUGAGAUAUGUAUCCUUUGUGUUUUUAUUCAUUUUAAAGAUAUUUCGAAAAUGUUGAUAUUACAAAACUGGAGUAACCGUUUAAACUAUCCAGUUGAUCGCAAUUUCCGAUGCUUGGUCGGUCCAAUUGUCAAUUGAGGUCAUGAUUAAGCGUGCACGAUAGAAAGGAAUGAUUUAAGAACGAGAUAAAUUUCGUUUGAAUAAUAUACAUUGUAGUAAUACAACAUAACAAUAGCAAUUUUUUUAAAUUAAAAACCAACAAAUUUUACAAUAUUCAUGUAACAACGUGAUUGAUUAAAUAACGCUCUCUCUUUUAUAUAUAAAAAAUGAACAGUUCGACUAUCCAUAUUUAAUUGUUACGUAUGUAUCGGAUAGAAGGAAACACGUUUUAAUUAACGUCGUUUCCAAGAUGUUCAAAUACAUAAGCUCUGCAUAUUAAUUAAACGUUUUGCAUUACAUUGUAUUUCAUUCUCAGGCUUCGAUAAUUACCUCUUUGUUAUAAAUUAAUAGCUCGUAUUAACGCUAAAUUUUGUACUUUUGUCAGAGUUUAAGUUUUUCUUUGGCUGUUGUACCGUAUUAUUAGAUAAAUGUUCUUGAUAAAGAAGAAACGUUUGCAUAUUCAUUAGACGAGCAAGAUUUGAUUCGUGUUUUUGAAUUGAUACGUACAACAAUUUGAAAAUUAUGGCGACCAAUUAUCACUUCCCGUUUGGGCAAAAAGUGAACACCUAUAAAUGCUACGAAUUCGUUACCAGGAAAACAGUUCACUAGAGUAUUUUUGUACAUAAAGAAUCAUUUUUUUUAUUUAUCUAUCAACUGCAACGUUGAGAAAAUGAGAGCAGCAGAAAUUCGGCUGGUAUCAUUGUAUUAUCUGAUAUUGCAAAUCGUUCUCGUUUACGGAGUCAUCGUAAGUAUUAAAGCAUAUAUUUUAUAAUCUUUUUUCAAAAUAACCGAAAUUUUUUAACAAUUAAGAGCGAUAUCGAUGAAUUCAGAGAAAUGACAUCUAAAUACAGGAAAAAAUGUAUCAGCGAGACUAAAACGACAGUUGGUAAGCUACAAGAUAUAAUCGGUGAAAUUUUUUAAUUUGAUUGUUUAAACAAUCUAACAAUGAUAUAAUUUUCCAGAGGUUGUCGAAGCUACGGAAUACGGAGAAUUUCCUGAAGAUGAGAAAUUGAAAUGUUACUUCAAUUGCGUACUUGAAAAGUUUAAUGUGGUAAGAUUCGUUGCUUAUAUUAUUAUAUUAUUAUAUUAUGUAUAUAUAUAUAUACAUAUAUAUAUGUUUUGUAUAGUACAGAUGGAUAAGAAAAAUGGAAAGAUAAAAUAUAAUUUACUGAAAAAAGUAAUUCCAGAAGCAUUUAAAGAAAUAGGUAAAGAGAUGAUUGAUACUUGCAGCACUAUCGGUAAGUAUUCCAAAGAAUCGUGAAUUUUUUUUGCUAUUUUUAAUGCUCUUCCAAACGUAUAAAUUUAUUAUUUUGAUAAUUUAUUUGAAUUUUGAAUCUAAUUGAAUUUUUCUUUUUUUUAUUAUUAUUUUUAGAUUCAAACGACAAAUGCGAAAAAUCUUUUAUGUUUAUGAAGUGUAUGUUCGAAGUCAAUCCCAUAGCAUUUAUUGCUCCGUGAUCACCAGAAAUACAAAUUGUGGAUCAUUACUGUUAUAAGAUAAAUUUAUGUUGGAUCCAUAUUUCAUAAAAAUAUAAUUGUUUAUGAAAAUGCGAAAUAUAUGUUAGAAACAUA
This is a messenger RNA of Apis cerana (Asiatic honeybee), 2560 nucleotides long. Its product is annotated as general odorant-binding protein 83a. The record is from RefSeq and is a predicted model, not a curated record. Gene Ontology annotation, molecular function: odorant binding. Lineage: Eukaryota; Metazoa; Arthropoda; Insecta; Hymenoptera; Apidae.